Galleria mellonella (greater wax moth) is the source of this 4824-nucleotide messenger RNA. It is a transcript of the gene Nt5c, whose product is annotated as 5'-nucleotidase domain-containing protein 3. The transcript is spliced from 9 exons. The coding region runs from base 234 to 1790 and encodes 518 amino acids. NCBI's taxonomy places the organism in Eukaryota, Metazoa, Arthropoda, Insecta, Lepidoptera, Pyralidae. The record is from RefSeq and is a predicted model, not a curated record. Gene Ontology annotation, molecular function: 5'-nucleotidase activity.
GUCAAAAUGGUAGUAUUGAACCUGUAGGAUCUAGUGUUAUUUUUUUAUUUGAUUUCGAAUUAUGCAAUAAUAUAAUUUAGUAUUUCUAUAAUCAACUAUGUUUAGUUAUUGAUUUAAUAAAUUUCAUAUGCUUUUACUAGUUUAAUAUUCCGAGUUUAAUAUAUAAAUAUUUGUAUCUAUUUUUUUUUGUAAUUUUUUAAAUUUCUUUCGUGUUCACUUAAAUUUUUAUCAUCAUGAGUCUAUUUAAAGCUUCUAUUAUUGGAGCUAAAACCAUAAAUCUUAUUCUAUACACGAAAUCUGAAAAAUGUGGCAUGCUGAUUCGUAGAGGAUUUUCAACGCGCGAAUUGUUGAAAGAAGCAUAUUGCCGCACGAAACUUAAAUGUAGAUCCAAGAAAUUGCCUCGAGAUGUGAACCCCAAAGGUGUAUUUGCUUGCAAUGAAUUGGAUCUUUCUGAAGUCAAAGUAUAUGGAUUCGAUUACGAUUACACAUUGGCACAUUAUAAACCUACUUUGGAGCAUCUUCUCUAUAAUCUUGGUAGAGACAUAUUAUUAGAAAAAUAUAAUUACCCUCCAGAAAUACUGAAGCUAGAAUAUAGACCUAAUUUUGCAGUGAGGGGUCUUCAUUAUGACAUUGAAAAGGGCCUUCUUCUAAAAUUAGAUUCUUUUCUUCAAAUUCAAUUUGGUGCUGUUUAUCGUGGCCUCACACCUGUCUCCACAGAGGAAGUACUCAAAAUGUACAAAAACAGGAUUAUACCAAUUGCCUAUGUAGAAGGGGAUACGAGGACACAUAAGGCAAGUCGAGCCAAAAUGGUACAUUUAGCGGAUCUAUUCUCAGUACCAGAAAUGGGAUUGCUGUGUAAUGUAGCUGAAUAUUUUAUUAAGAAUCACAUUGACUAUCAUCCCGAGAUCCUGUUUUUGGAUGUCAAGAAUUCAGUACAAAGUUGCCAUCCAAUUAUGCACAAGAUUGUUGCUCAAAAUGUUGAAGAAUACAUAAGACCCAACCCCGAGCUCAGGAAAUAUUUCGAGAUGCUUCAGAAUAGCGGAAAGAAGUUGUUCCUUGUUACCAAUAGCCCUUUUCAUUUUGUUAACGCUGGUAUGGAGAUGCUGGCUGGACAUGACUGGUUAGAAUUUUUCGAUGUGGUAAUUGUUAAUGCCAACAAACCUAAAUUUUUCACGGAGGUGUCGCGACCUAUUAGAGUGUUCGACAAAAAUGCCAAUACCCAUAUAUGGGAGAAGGUUACAUCUCUUGAAAAGGGUAUUAUUUAUUAUGAGGGUACAGUGAAACAACUACAAGACCUAACGGGCUGGAGUGGUCACCAGGUGCUGUAUUUCGGCGACCACCCUUACAGCGACCUCGCAGAUGUUACGCUCGAGCACGGCUGGCGAACCGGGGCUAUAAUCAACGAGCUCACGCAUGAAAUCAACACCUUAAAUACGAGGUCCUUCAAAGAGAACGCUAACUGGCUCCAGAUGCUCACGCAGCUGAUUGAAGAUCACCAGGAUUACAAGGAUCCUGAGGCACUCAAGGUCCUCGGUGAAUGGAUGGCUGAGAGGGAUUUUCUUAGGAGUUCUUAUCUCACUUCCAGGAACGAUAUAAAGGCGGUGUUUAACCCUCAAUUUGGUAGCGUAUUCCGUACGUACCACAACCCCACCUACUUCUCCCGAAGACUGUUCCGUUUUGCUGACAUCUAUACCUCAAAUAUCACAAAUCUACUCAAUUACUCACUUACUCACACCUUCUACCCCCGACGUGGUGUUAUGCCACAUGAAUAUGGAUCGUAUUUUGUCUAGUUUUAAGGUUAAAAAUGCUAGUUCAUUGUUAGAAUAUAGGUGUUAUUAUUAUGAAAUACUAUGUACAGUGAUCAAAGAAUUCUUUAAUUUUAGACACCUAGUUGUAUGUUUUAUUGAUCAUAUUGAAAUUGUAAAUUAUUUAUUAUAAAAUCUAUUAUUAUAUGGUGAAAUAAUAUAGCCCACCAAGCUAUUUGAUUUUAGAAUAUUUUGAACGUUCCCAUUAAAAUUGUAUAAUAAAUUGUUUAUUUUAUUUAAAUGGCGAAAAAAUAUCAUAAUUAUAGUUCUCUGAGUUAGAUAGCAAAUAUGUAAAUAAAUUUAUUGUACCAGUAGAAUGAAGAGAACUUAGAAGAAAAAUAAUGUUUACUGUAAAUGAAUGUUUUAAUUUUAUAUCACAUUAAGUAGUAAAAUAAUAUAGAAUAGAAUUUAUAUAAUAAAACUAGUAUAAAUUUUUACAAUUGUUAUUUAAUAUGGUUUAUCUUAAAAACCAAUAUAUUGUUGGUAUGAUGUCAUUUAUAGAUACAUAUCUUCAAGGAUUGUGUUCUUCAACGUUUGUGAAAACACAAUAAUGUACGAUUUUAUUAUUUUAAUUACAAAUAUGUAAAAAUAUUAAAGUUUUAUUCACCAAUUUGAAUCUGAUAAUGUUACUAUGAUGGUUGUUAGUGUCAAUGACGUCACUUUACAUGUUUUUCAUUUGAAUUAGUGAAUCAAAGCGAGAAUGACAUAGCAUUAUACUGCUAUACUUAAUCUUUUGCAUUGGAUUGAUUCGAUUCAUCACUCUACUGGUUACUUUGUUUUUUUUUAUAUAUAUAUGUUAUAGAAGUUACUUCUUACUACCAAUUUCUAAUAGAAUGUAAGUAUUCAGCCAACUGUGUUCUAGUCAAAUGUAUUUAAUACUGAUUCACAUGAGUUAAGUUUAUUUAUAUAUGUUAUUCAUCGCUAUAAGUGUUACAAACAUAUCUUUACUGUCAAUUUUCCAACUGUGUAUAUAAGGAAUGAAUCUAUGCAUUAAUAUUGUUUAUUUAACUAAUAAAAUUACGUAAAGGCUGAUUUUUAAACCAAUAUCUGUCAUAUUCUUUUUAAAACAAUAUGUCUAGUCUUGCUUUAAGAGCUGCAACCCACAGUUUAAGGCGAGACUUAAGGACGCAAAACGCUAUAUGAAGAAGAUAUCCGGAUGAAGUCCAAACAAUUGACGGAAACGACAAACAUAAUAAGUUCAUAAAAUUACAGGAAUUUUAUGAUCUUACUAUAUUUUAAUUUGCUCAGUUGGUUAUAACACACAGGUUUUACAGGAAUAUAUUUAGCAAUUAGUUACUUAUCAGGUGUUGAACACAUCUUAAUGGCAAUUUAAUUUUUUAACUCCCUCACCAAUUCUUUUUAAUAACAACUCACGUAAAUAAGGUAUUAUCAUGAAUUUAAGUUAGUAUCUAUUGAAAGCCCCAAAAGUUUUCCUUUUUACGACUUAUGCUCUAUAGAAAAUGUCAAUCAAAUUUGUAAAUGUUAUGGUCAUAUUUUGGACUGUUAGUAUUAGUAUCCAUACCAGAAUCAAUAUCUUAUCGAAUUGAUUAGAGAAAAAAAAAACAGAAAUAAUAAUUAUUAAUACCUAAACUACUUAGAAAUAUAAAUGUAGAUAUGGUUUAAAAAUAUAUUUAUUUGCAAAAUCAGUGUUUUCUCUACUUAUUACUUAUUGUAGUAUAUAUAAUAUUUAUUUUACCAACCAAAAGUUAUUUUCAGAAAUUUUAUACAAGCCAUAUUAAAAAUAAGAUACAAAUUAUUAUAUUCAAUGAGUUACCAUUUAUUAAGGCAGUUUUCAGUUUAAUGUGUUAAAAUAAAUAAAAAAAUAAUUAUAAUGUAAUGUUUGCAGUUUUCAUAUCCAUAAUAAUACUCGUAUAUUUCUUAAGAAAAAAAGCAUAAUUGAUAGUGAAAUUACGCUUGUAUGUAAAUUUUAAUAUUUGUAGAAACCUUAUGGGUAAGUAUACUAUACCAUAAGAAGAAAUAAUAUCUGGUAUAAGGAAGUCAUUGCACUAUCAUAAUAUAUAGGAUCAUAUAUAGACCAUUUAAUAAGCUAGAUGUAUUUUCAAUCGCUUAAGUUUUGCAAUAUCUUGCAUAGAUAUUUAUAUUUUAGUAAGAUCACUUGCUUCCAUUGUGUUCACUGAGAUUAUAUAGAUAUUCUCAAUCGUGUCCAUUUUAGUCUACGAAUUAGACUCUUCAGUCUUCUCACGAAUUAGACUCUUCUCUUCAGAACCUCAGUAGAUAUUUCGAUCCCGAGACAUGAAAACAUUUACAAAAACAGCAUUACAGACGGGAUUUUCUAAAGGGCUUUGUCACAUUGAAAUCUACUGUCAAUGAAUCUAAAUUAAUAAAGGGAGCGAUUGUUUGUUUGAACGCGCUAAUCUCUGGAACUACGUAUCGGAUUAAAAAAAAUGUGCUUGAUAUGUAGCACAUUUCUUAUGGAAGGUUAUAGGUAGGCUAUGUUAAAAUAGCACUAUAUAAUCGCGUGUGACCUCGCGGGAUACAGUACCAUUAUCAUUAAUUCAAUCUAUGUUCAAUCAACUUAAAAAAUAUGGACUUUUUCACUUUGCCUGUAUUUUUGUGUGUGUAUAUUACGCAAUAUCUUAACCGAGGUAAGGCUGAUUUAGAGAAAUUAUUUUUAUAAUUAACAGAGUUUAUUUCCGUAUGGGGCCACUGUUUCUGUUGAAAAAUUUGUUUAUUGCUCUAAAAAUAUACAUAGUAUGGUUAUAUAUAUUUGAUAGUGUAAUGAACCUUCUAUAUUACAAUAACAUUAGGACUUAGUAUACAUAUAUUAUUGAUAAAUGUUUUUUUGGAUACUACUAAAACUUAAUGUACACGAUAUCUUUGUAGAUAUCCUUAUAUAGGUAGUAGUAGACUUCGACAAUAAAUCGUUCGAACUGUUUACCAAUGGAUAACAUCAAGUUUUGUAUAUGUUUAUCUUUUCAAGGGCUAUUAAAAGAAUCAUGUUAUAAUUGUAACUACAGAUUUUUUUAUUAAGAUUUUCUCAUUAAAAAUAUAUACAUUA